AUGUCACAGCAAGUUUACAAGGUGUCGACCCCGCCAGCGGAACCACAUCUACCUAUUGAAGAAGUUGAUGAAACAGCUGGCGUUGGUUCGCCUCUCAUGCAGACAUUAUCGAAGGGAGUCCCCAGGUCAAGAACUCCUUCACGCUCAUCCUCACCACAACGGCCUCCAUCCAUCACCGGGGAUCCCUCUCUUGUAUCAGCUCCUUCGCCAAGCAAUAUUUUCUCCGCAAACCUAUGUUUGAAUUUCAAGCUUGACCUGCCGCCCCCGAGACAAAUCGUCGCUGCCCCUGAACUGCCGCCCAGCACACGGCCCGAUGGCGGACUUGACCUUCCAGAUUUUAGGGGAUACCGAUUCCUCUCCGAUCUGCCACUGGAUGACUCGCCUCCAGCCAUGAGGUAUAAGAACUUUAAGGCUCCACUCCUGCGCAGGUUUCGCAAGCAUGACCAACCUGUCUGGUUUCUGAAACGUAUGGGCCAGGGAUAUGAAGGUGUCGUGUACAAGGUUCUGGUUGAUCGGAAACGUUUCGCCCUUAAAAUUGGCAAGGACAUGUCUUUCAAACAUUGGCCUUUUCUGAAUGAAUGUCAAACAGCAGCCAGAAUUGAGAAAAUCCGAUGGGCGAUCGGCCACGCGGAAUCGCCUAUUAUGGUAAACGCCAACAUAUUAGAUGACACGGACAUGCGGAAAAACAUGUGGUGUUUCAGCGAAGAGGGCCAGGAAAACCCAGUCGAGUUUGAAAACGCGGUGCCGAUGACUCCCGCCGACACUAUCGUCCGCUGCCACGGCUGGCUGAAAAUCCCACGCAAGCAACUACCGCCCGAUUUUCAUUACGCCCGUAUACUAGGGAGGCCGGACUGGUACGAAGAAACUACGCACUAUUUUGCCUUGGUGUACGACUACGUUAAGAGAAGCCCCCGCGAUCGGGAACACUACGUGUUGCAAGAAAACAUUGACUUCUUCUACUAUUCGGGUUUCACCUACUGGUUCCGACAUCCUAACAACUGGCGGGGUGAAAGAUUGGUGGAUUUUGGGGAUCUAGCAUCUCCCUUCCGGUUCCGCCCGAAGUGGUAUGGGGCUCCGCCGCAUUCCACAUCUCUGGACUUUUUCAACCCACCGAAAGGGGAUACAUCAGAAGAUGAAAGAGAUGGCAACCAACCGGACGGUAAACACUCUAACGACAAGCCAGCCGAAAAGGAGAUGGGCAAGGACGAACCCGGGGUAGCUGCGAGUGAGCCCAAUGGCGAUUGUCAAGAUUAG
This is a messenger RNA of Scedosporium apiospermum, 1254 nucleotides long. RefSeq lists its product as uncharacterized. The transcript is spliced from 2 exons. Bases 1 to 1254 code for a protein of 417 amino acids. The record is from RefSeq and is a predicted model, not a curated record. Lineage: Eukaryota; Fungi; Ascomycota; Sordariomycetes; Microascales; Microascaceae.